Colletotrichum scovillei is the source of this 2900-nucleotide messenger RNA. Its product is annotated as major facilitator superfamily transporter. The transcript has 6 exons. Lineage: Eukaryota; Fungi; Ascomycota; Sordariomycetes; Glomerellales; Glomerellaceae. The record is from RefSeq and is a predicted model, not a curated record. Gene Ontology annotation, molecular function: transmembrane transporter activity. The coding region runs from base 686 to 2452 and encodes 588 amino acids. Gene Ontology annotation, biological process: transmembrane transport.
GUUGAGGCGGACCAAACACGACCAUUUCAUAAAGCUUGUUCGUUUUGGCUCACCGCGGGGCAGAUCGACUAAAGGCUCCAUUAGGUUGUCUUGUUUGUGUGGGUCAGUGGAGGGCUAUAGAGUUGUUGAGUCUUGCUAACUAAGACCCAGGUUGGCGUAUUGCCCGAAUAGGCUCUUCACCAACAGAUGCGAGGCCAGGAUUAGGUCGAUCCGAUGCCGCCCAUCCCUCCCAAAUCAAGUCACCCCCCAAACAUCCGCAUGAGUUGACCAAUUUGGAAAUGCUUCGAGUCUAUCCCUUCUUUAGCCCCCCGUACAUUGCUCCGUGCGCUCAAACAGUUGCGCAGUUGCACACAUCGGCCUUCGUCUCAGAUUAGACUGCUCGUCUAACCGCGGCCGGCCUAUGACAGAGCGCUCGCCCCUCGUGCCAACCUGUCACCGCACGGCGACAUGCAGCAGUAUAUUUCCAAACCCUCGCCGCCGUCCAUCCAUCCUGGGGACUCUUGUUUUCCUUUUCUGGCCAGACGACUAAAUUCCGCGGGGAGGAAUACGAAAGCGACUCCGUGAUCAACAAAGAUUUUAGAGAUUGGAAAUUGGCCGAUAUUCAUCACGAUACAUUGUGCAAGAACGGCGACGACGACGACAAAUAUCCGACAUCUAGAUAAGUUCCUUGGACAGGACUUUCAAGAUGGCGUCAAAGAGCGGCUGGACCGAAUCUACGGAUAACCUCGCCACGGUGCAGAGGGUCGAGACUCCCAAUGCCCUGGUAGUGGGAUCGACGCAGUUGUUCGAGGGAGGAGUUAUUCGAUUUGUGCCCAUGCCCACACCGGAUCCCAAGGAUCCCCUGAACUUGCCGAACUGGAGGAAAUGGACGUCCAUUGGCGCGCUCUGCUUCUUCGGCUCACUCGCUCUCGCGGCUGAGUUCAUUGUCGGUGCCCUGGUACCAGUGUUUGUGCUGGAGUACUCUGGCAUCGACCCCCACAUCCUCAGCCAGAUCGAUAUCUCGGCCCUCAACAAGCCCGGCGAAGUCAACCUCGACCCCGUCAAGCUCCUUGCUGGUCUCGGCGGACCGCCGCUGUACCAGGUCGCCUUGCUGGCCUCCGUCCCCUUGCUCGUCAACGGACUCAGUUCCUACCUCCUUGUCCCGCUCUCGGUUGCCGUUGGCCGUCGCCCCGUGCUUCUGCUCUCUGGUUUCCUGGCAUGGACUGGAGGUCUCUGGGCCGGCUUCUCUCAGGGCCUCGGAAGUCAUUUGGCUGCUCGUUGCUUCCAGGGAUUCGGUGCGGGUGCUGUCGAGGCUCUGAUCCCCCUCAUCAUCCAGGACAUGAUGUUCAUCCACCAGCGCAACAAGGCCAUCUCUUCCGUCGGUGCCUCUCAAGGUCUCCUGAUUGUGAGCUUGGGUAUCAUGAGUCCCAUUAUUGUUUCCCGCCUGUCUUGGCGCUUCAUCUACUGGAUCACCUCCGGUGUUGGUGUGCUUGCAUGGAUUGGUCUCAUCCUGCUCGUGCCCGAGACCCGUUGGAUCCGCAGCGACGAUGAGCUUGCUGGUAAGGAGGUUUACCCCCUGCGCCCCGGUGAAACCCGUCCUCGCAUCGACGAAUCGACCUUCCGCCCUCGCUCCAACUGGGAUGAGUUCGGCAUCUUCAACUACGGCUACGAGUGGAAGGAGGCCAAGCAGUCCGUCGUCGACAUGUUCAAGACGACUCUCUUCCCCAACAUCAUCUGGGUCAUCAUCAUCAACUCCAUCCUUGUUUCCAUGCAGGGUGCCGCCGGUCAGGUCGGUUCGUCACUCCUGAUUGCCGCCGGCUGGAAGUUCGAGACGCUUGGUUUCGCCGUCAUCCCCAUCGUCAUCGCCAGUCCCUUUGUCUGGUUCUUUGGCGGUUACGUGGCCGACAAGAUUUCCAACUAUGUCGCGAAGCGCAACGGAGGUCGCCGUGAGCCCGAGGCUCAUCUCCUCAGCUUGGUGUUCCCUCUCCUCGCUUCCAUCGUCGGCCCGAUCUUGUUCGGCUACGCCGGUGAGAACAUUCGAACGCUGCCUUCGAUCGUCGUGCUUGUCUCCAUCUUCUUGAUCGGCUUCGGCUUGUUGACCGCCAACACCAUUUUCGCCGUGUACUUGGUUGAGAGUUAUCCCCGUUUCGCAGGACCCGUCCUGGUCAACGUCUCCUCAUCCCGUCUCAUCAUCGGUUUCAUCAUGUCGUUCAACGUCACCACCUGGAUCGAGCAGCUCGGCUUCCUGAAGAACUUUGGCAUCUACAGCGCAGCGCUCGCGGGUGUCUCGAUGCUGUUGCCCGUCAUGUACAAGUACGGCAAGCCGAUGCGUGCCUGGACCGCCGGCCGCCUCGAGCCCCAGGUCGCUCCGGCCAAGACGCUCGAGGACGACGACCAGUACUGGAACAACGAGCGCCCGCAGUGGCAGGACGAGAAGAUGGGCACCCCCAUCGGUAUUGCUCGGCCGAUGUAAGGGCAUCAUGCCGCCAUUCCUCGAGGGGACUACAAACUUUCCGAAGUGUCGUGUAGUAGCCCCUGCGCGACAGACGCAAGCGUACGACAGAUUGCAGAGAAAGAAGAGAAAAAAAACGACAGAAUGUUCAAUACGGAGAGCCAGAGGAGCAUCUCAGCGUUUGCUGUAGAGGACGAAGCGGAGUAGAGAAGAACUUUUGCGAGCGGCCGCCAUUUGGAUCACAAGUGGGAAGGCGCUCGCACCAUGAGCGAGCGUUUCUGGAGGGAGAAAGCUCGUGUUGCGAAUUUUGUUCAACCAGCGCCAGACCCGGAACCCGAUUUGGGUCUGCAUGUUCAUUUUUCACUCUCGGAGAAGAUGAAAGAGGGGGUGGUGGUGGGCUGGGCGGGAACGUGUUUUCGGAGCCUGCUAGACUGGUAGUGUUUUUGUUGGCGUUUUCGCUCUGCUGUCC